This is a messenger RNA of Penicillium salamii, 882 nucleotides long. The record is from the annotation of a GenBank genome assembly. NCBI's taxonomy places the organism in Eukaryota, Fungi, Ascomycota, Eurotiomycetes, Eurotiales, Aspergillaceae.
AUGAAACACAUCAAAAUCCGGGGGAAUGCGAAUCUCCGCCAAAACGCCGACGCCGACACCGCUCGGGGCUGGUCCUGCCGAGGUUUGUCAUGCGGCAAUUUCUCCGCACAUCAACAACCACAAUCAUGUUCACGGGUCUUGUUGAAACGAUCGGAAGUGAGAGCUGGUGUUUUUUUCUUCAUUACAUCAAAGACUAAUGCCUUUUCACCAGCCGUUACGGCCCUAGAGCCCCUCGACACCUCCUCAAGUGGGGGCGGGGGAACUUCACUGACGAUCUCCGACUGUGAGGAGAUUCUCACAGAUGCCCACUUGGGUGACAGCAUUGCCGUGAAUGGAACCUGUCUCACGGUGACUGCGUUCGACAAGACGUGGUUCAAGGUUGGCUGUGCGCCGGAGACAUUGCGACGCACGAAUCUAGGAUCCCUGACCAAGGAUUCAUACGUAAACCUCGAACGCGCCGUUUCCGCCGAUACCCGGAUGGGAGGUCACUUCGUGCAGGGCCACGUUGAUACCGUUGCGGAGAUUUUGUCCGUCACGCCUGAUGGGAACUCAAUGGUGUUCCGGCUGCAGCCGCGGGACCGCAGUAUUCUGCGCUAUGUCGUUGAGAAGGGAUACGUGACUCUUGAUGGUGCCAGCCUGACCGUCACCAAUGUUGUUGACGGGGAGGAUGGGUAUUGGGAGGUGAUGCUCAUUGCGUACACGCAAGAGAAGGUUGUCACGGCAUCUAAGAAGCCCGGCGAUCUUGUCAAUGUCGAGAUCGACAUUGUGGGCAAGUAUGUGGAGAAGAGUGUUCAAGGCUACUUUGCUGGUGCUGGUGGAGGUGAUUUCGCUAUCUUGGAAAAGAUGGUCCACCGCAUUGUCGAUGAAAAGCUCAAGAAAUAG